GGUGGACGUAUUGCGCGGGUUUUUCAAAUCAUUGCUUAGAAAAGUUGAAAAAUGGAGAGGUUAGAUUUACCUCAAAGGAUUAUAAAUGCAGUCAAGAAAGGCAAGCUAGACAACAUCCACACAGUUGUGUGUAUGUCUGCCACAGACAUCCAACGAGCAACACGACUAUCAUUAAAAGAUAUAGCAAUACUCCACCAAGUCGCUGGUGCUGCAAUUCCAAGACCACCAGUGCAGACUGCCCUAGAACUUUAUCACAGUAGCAACGGCAGCUACCUAAGCACUGGAUGUCCUAUAUUAGAUAAGGCUCUUAGAGGAGGUAUCACCUGUCAAGGCAUAACAGAGAUUACAGGAGAGAGUGCGUCAGGAAAAACACAACUCUGUCUUCAAUUGUGCUUAUCUGUUCAGCUUCCCAGGGACUGUGGAGGAUUAGGAAAAGGUGCUCUAUAUAUUUGCACAGAGGAUGUUUUCCCCAGUAGACGUCUUCAACAAUUGAUCCCUGCUUUUCUCAAAAAGCAAAAUAAAAAAGCUACUGAACAUCUUAAACCAGGGGAUAACAUUUACAUAGAGCAUGCUGCUGAUGUGGAAGAUUUAAGAAGCAUAAUCUUUCAUCGCCUUCCACUACUCCUAAACAAUGGUAAAGUAAAGCUUGUCGUUGUUGAUUCUGUUGCUGCACUGUUUCGUGUAGAGUAUUCCCAAAAUGAAACAUUCAAGAGAGCAAAGGCACUCAUGUCUUUUGGAGCUCAGUUGCACAAAAUCAGCCAUCAGUACAAUGUUGCUGUAAUUUGUGUUAAUCAGGUUUCUGAUGUUGUUGGUAACAACAAUGCUAGCAGCUUAGGUUGCAAGGGUGUCAUCCCAGCACUUGGUCUAGCAUGGUCAAGUAUGGUGACAGUUAGACUCAUGCUAUCUCGCACUGAACAAUUUAUAGAUGUUAGAUCAAUAAAGGAAUCAAGCCACAACAACCUUGUCAAAAGAAAUCUGAAUGUGAUAUUUGCUCCUCAUCUAUCUAACAUAACUUGGCCAUUUAUCGUUGAUACUGAUGGGGUACAUGGUCUGCCUGAAGAAUAUACCACUGGAAAUAACAGAGAGUGUUGAAAAAAAUGAAAUAAAAAAUGAUUAGAGGAAUAGAUAACAGGGCACUGAAUCAACAAUUCCACUUUAUCUUGAAAAUAGUCUGCCAUUUUCAUUCAGUGCAUACUGGAAAAAUAAUGAAAACAUGAAUAGUUGCAUGCGGCUUUUAGUAAAAUAUAAUCUAGCUUCUAGCUUCUUGAUCCAAUCAUUACUUGAUUGAAAAAUCAAGCAAAAUCAUAGACAUUUUACAUUAGAUUGCAAACCAUAUAGAGUGGUUUUCAAAAACCCGUGAAACAAUUAAUCUUAGUUACUAUCAAAUAACAUGCAUAACUGCUAUUUUCAUAAACAUGCAAACAGCUCGCCAGUUGCGAGCUGCACCCUGAAAUAUUAGAUUUUUCCUUGUCAUCAAUCAAGACAAAUCAGUUGAUACCUAUAAUGUUCUUGACUGGCUUCAGCAAUAAAACAGCAUGCAGCUCUCAGCUACAGAGUCCCAUGCUUAUUUAAACUGUAAUAAAAUGUAUAUCUGCUAAAUACGCUAGCAAUAAUAUUGUUAAUUGCUAAUUAUUAUUUCACAGGGUUUUUGAGAACCACUCUAUUUGAGAAGUAGUACUAAGUAAUUGUACAAAAUAGCACCAAUGAAA
This is a messenger RNA of Actinia tenebrosa (Australian red waratah sea anemone), 1709 nucleotides long. Its product is annotated as DNA repair protein XRCC3. Gene Ontology annotation, biological process: resolution of mitotic recombination intermediates; t-circle formation; telomere maintenance via recombination. NCBI's taxonomy places the organism in Eukaryota, Metazoa, Cnidaria, Anthozoa, Actiniaria, Actiniidae. The record is from RefSeq and is a predicted model, not a curated record. Gene Ontology annotation, molecular function: ATP-dependent DNA damage sensor activity; four-way junction DNA binding; ATP binding. Gene Ontology annotation, cellular component: replication fork; Rad51C-XRCC3 complex.